GGGCUUCAAAACGUAGGAUCCUCCCUCACUUCAAAUCGGGAGCGUGGGAACGGGGGUGGAAACGGGUCCGGUUCAUCCCUGUGGGUCCGAGCUCUGGCAUCCUUCACGCGGAGGUGCCGCGCCCUAGUGAGUGGGCCUCAGAGCGUCCGAGGUCUUCUCGGACUGCCAAGACCGCCCGAAGCCCCCGGAGCUGGAGGGAAGGGGCCGCUUGCGCGCUGGCCGCAGGCCUCACGGCUCAGCCGAGAGCCCUGUCUCAACCUAGGUCCUCUUUCUCCCCUGUUCUGCAGGCUCGCUUUCAGCAACAUGGCUCAAAGGGCCUUCCCGAAUCCUUACGCUGAUUAUAACAAAUCCCUGGCCGAAGGCUACUUUGAUGCUUCUGGGAGGCUAACUCCUGAGUUCUCACAACGCUUGACCAAUAAGAUUCAUGAACUUCUUCAGCAAAUGGAAAGAGGCCUAAAGUCAGCAGACCCUCGAGAUGGCACUGUUUACACUGGCUGGGCAGGUAUUGCUGUGCUUUACUUACACCUCUAUGAUGUAUUUGGGGAACCUGUCUACCUACAGAUGGCACAUGGCUAUGUAAAGCAAAGUCUGAACUGUUUGAGCAAGCGUUCCAUCACCUUCCUUUGCGGGGAUGCAGGCCCCUUGGCUGCGGCCGCUGUACUAUAUAACAAGAUGAACAAUGAGAAGCAAGCAGAAGAAUGCAUCACACGGCUAAUUCACCUUAUUAAGAUUGAUUCCCAUGCUCCAAAUGAAAUGCUCUAUGGACGAAUGGGCUACAUCAAUGCUCUUCUUUUUAUCAAUAAGAACUUUGGAGUGGAAAAGAUUCCUCAAAGCCACAUCCAGCAGAUUUGUGAAACAGUUUUAACCUCUGGAGAAAACCUAGCUAGAAAGAGAAAUUUCACAGCAAAGACUCCACUGAUGUAUGAAUGGUACCAGGAAUAUUAUGUGGGAGCUGCUCAUGGCCUGGCAGGAAUUUAUUACUACCUGAUGCAGCCCAGCCUUCGAGUGAGCCAAGGGAAGUUACAUAGUUUGGUCAAGCCCAGUGUAGACUAUAUCUGCCAGCUGAAAUUCCCUUCCGGCAAUUAUCCUCCAUGUGUGGACGAUACCCGAGAUCUGCUUGUCCACUGGUGUCAUGGUGCCCCUGGGGUAAUCUACAUGCUCACCCAGGCCUAUAAGGUGUUCAAAGAGGAAAAGUAUCUCUGUGAUGCCUAUCAGUGUGCCGAUGUGAUCUGGCAAUAUGGGCUGCUGAAGAAGGGAUACGGGCUGUGCCAUGGCACUGCCGGGAAUGCCUACGCCUUCCUGAACCUCUACAACCUCACCCAGGACAUGAAGUACCUAUACAGGGCCUGUAAGUUUGCUGAAUGGUGCUUAGAGUACGGAGAGCACGGGUGCAGAACACCGGACACCCCCUUCUCCCUCUUUGAAGGAAUGGCUGGAACAAUAUAUUUCCUGGCUGACCUGCUAGUCCCCACGAAAGCCAAAUUCCCUGCGUUUGAACUGUAAGAGGAAAGCGUGCCCCACAACUCUGCAUGACCCUUUCUGUACACGCAAACCGGGCUAACUGCUUUUGUUGCUAUUCAAGGAAACACAGAGACAAAAUG
Nycticebus coucang (slow loris) is the source of this 1601-nucleotide messenger RNA. RefSeq names its product LanC like glutathione S-transferase 1 (gene LANCL1). NCBI's taxonomy places the organism in Eukaryota, Metazoa, Chordata, Mammalia, Primates, Lorisidae. Gene Ontology annotation, biological process: carbohydrate metabolic process; peptide modification. Gene Ontology annotation, cellular component: plasma membrane. The coding region runs from base 304 to 1503 and encodes 399 amino acids. The record is from RefSeq and is a predicted model, not a curated record. The transcript has 9 exons.